UAAAAACUCGCUGGUACCGAUGCAGUACAGUACCGGUACAGAUACCACCGAUGGUCCCAUCAACGUCGUUCCAACACACUCGGCUCGCAGCAAUUUUGCUCAGUGUUGGGUGUAUGAUGCUACAGUAUGUAACACCUGUUUUCUUUCUUUCCUUCCACAGAGGGGGGAAGUGGUCGUUCGACAGUCUAACUAAGCGCGACAUUGGGCAAUCGUGUUUCGUGUCCUUGCGUAGCCGACAUUUUUGGGCCCGCAUUGGCCAGGAAAGACAAAGUUCGCCACUUCCCUUCCUUUCGUCGAAGGUCGACCAAAACAGUGGGAUGGUACUGCAGGCUGAUGUAUACCGUUGGCAUUCGACUCCAAUCGGAUGCACAAUAUUUGGCUGUGAAAAACAACCAGCUAAAAUAACUCAACUCGCUUCCGUCGCUUCUGCAUGGAGUCGAGCAAGAAGAGCUGUGUGAUGACCGACCCGGUGGAAGUGGAACAGGACGCUCCAGCCCUGACUAUACAAAGUGGAUCUGGCGUUGAUCCAAGCGAUGCAAUGAGUUUCAAUGGAGCAGGAGGAGGAGAGGUUCGUGAUGAAGAGGCUGGCCUUGUCGAGACUGAUGGACUGCCAGAGCCCGAUUUGGAGCCGGAGCCCACCGGUGCAGCUUUCGAAAUGCCGAUUGAGGUAAAUGAUGGGUCAGUGGAAAAAAGCGACGCCCCCACGGAAAAAGGAGACCAGGAGUCGGAUCAUCAGGUUGGUCGUGCGGACGGUGCUCCACCGGAGGCCGACGAGGAAGGAACGGACCAGCAGGAUCUCGAAGAAAAGAACGAAGUCAGUACACCUGUUGUAGGAAUUGUUUCUCUCGAGCCCGACGUGAAGGAGGAAUUUGGUGUUGUGACGACUGUGACCGAUGAGGAUUCAAGUGUUGAAACUGAACCUGAACCUGAGGUUGUCGAUCAAGGACCUGAAGCUGUUAUUCAGAUUGUUACCGAGGAACAAGAAGCAGUCCCAGAAUAUCCGCAAUCUGAACCACGAUUGGUAGCACCCCAGGCUGAGACAGAGCCUGUAACGGCGGUAUCUCAGCCCGAACAAACAACAGAGGCUGCCCCAUGCACCAUACCGGUAGAUGGAAGUGGAGAUGAACCAGCCAAAGGAGCCAUUCAAAACAACCCAGUUGAAGCCAGUUCAUUUGCAGAUGGCAAAGAUCCCGAGAUUGGCAUCAAGGUCGAACAAGCACCCCCCGUGGCGUCGUCUUCGGGUCAUGAAAUUGCUCCUGAUCCCACGCUCGUAGAAGAUGCCGUCACGGACGCAGCGUCCCUCGAGAGCAAAUGGAAGAUGACCAAGGAACGCAAAACUAAAUUCUUGCUUGGCGUCAUUGGCUUGAUUGCCUUUACUAUCAUAAUGGCAGCCAUCCUUUCGCCCAGGACGGAUAAUUCGACUGAUGAGUUGCAACUGUCAAACGCGGCGCCAACAAGUCUUACUCCGGUUCACCCCACGCAUGAAACCGCUGCUUCACCUGGUGCUCCAGCACCUACACAGGCUACUCUUGUGGUGCCAACACAAAUGAAUACAGAUCCAACCGAGUCGCCAACAAGGCCCUUGCGAGAGCCAGACAGGGAGGAACCAACGACAUCGGCGCCAACCUUUCUUCCCACCCAUAGCCAUCAAAUGGGUGAGCCACAAGCCCAGGACCACUACACAACGGAGCCAACCCAAGCACACACCACGACGAAACCCCCUCCCAGCAACACGAACGCUGCUCCCACGGCGUCUCCUACCAAGUCCUCCGCAAGUGCAGGGGCGAGUGUACCGGGGAGGCCGACGUCUUCUCCUACCCCACCAGAUGAAGAAGACGAACCAACGCCCCAAAAAGACGGACCUCGAGGCGACGAACCCACACCUGAAGAUGAUGAACCCACGGGCCCAAGGCCUGUGGACGAGGAGUAUGUCUUGUCCUUGCUACCUGAUACCACCCUCAUGUCCUUGGAAGACCCCUUCUCUCCACAGUCCAAAGCCUUCAAAUGGUUGUUCAAUGAUACUGCCUACCUUCCGCACUACUCGGAUGAUCGCAUUCUUCAACGGUUUGCUUUGGCCACCUUCUACCAUGCCACGAACGGGCCUUUUUGGGCAAACAAUGAGAACUGGCUCAACCAUGAUGUCCAUGAAUGCCAAUGGUUGUUCCAUGGGCCAUUUGAUGGUUAUGUUGGCGACUCUGGCAUUGGAGCUGAGCAUUACAAUCCCUGUGAACUAGACUCCUUUGGAUCUGGACCUUUGCGCCCUAAUGGGGGUGUCUUUCAGCAUUUGUCGCUUUGGCAAAACGAACUUGAUGGCAUGAUUCCGCCUGAGAUUUCAUUACUUUCGCGCCUCAGGAGUAUUGAUCUGAACGGGAACCAGAUGAAGGGUGCAAUUCCACCACAUACUUCGCAACUUACUAACCUGGAAGUCUUGGCGCUCGGAGGAAACGGGUUCUUUGGUACACUGCCAAAUAUGAGAGGCAUGACGAAUCUUGAGACCUUGAUGUUGUCCUACAACUAUCUCAGUGGCACCAUCCCCGAGACACUGUCGCGACUUACGAAGCUUCGGUAUUUGCUGUUUGACGGAAACGCCUACAUCUCUGGUACGAUUCCACCACAGCUGAGUCGGUUGUCGAACGUUGAAUACUUGUACUUGUCAGGGACGUCUCUUGAAGGCACAAUUCCCUCGGAACUUGGUUUGCUUACCAAUGUGAAACAACUGGACUUGUGGAAUAACUUUCUCCGCGGACAGAUCCCCACAGAGAUGGGGCAGCUCACUCUGAUGGAAUGGCCGUCAUGGGAUGGAAACGCCUUUACAGGAACGCUUCCUUCCGAGUUGGGUCAGUGGACCAACCUACAGAACUUUGACCUGUAUGACACGGAGAUUGGCGGCACGAUUCCAUCAGAAUUCGGAAGGUUCACUAACAUGCAAUGGUACUUUGUGUUGGCCAACAACAAUCUUAGUGGAACAGUCCCAUCCGAGCUUGGACUGUUGCCAGUAGACCACCUGUACCUACACGGCAACCAAUUGACAGGUAUCAUUCCGAGCGAGGUUUGCUACCUCAAUGAUACAGUGUUCGACUGCAGCGAAAAUUUGUGUGGCUGUGAAUGUGGUUGUUUCAACACAGCCUCUGGUCAGACAACUCUGGAGCCCCCAUCAAACGAAAACAUUUAUCAUCCAUAUUUUGGAGUAUUGCUGAAUGUCAGGAACGACACAGUAGAACCUUAGGACGCGGUGCCGCUGGGUGCAAACGAUGCUGGUGUCCUUCUUCAGGCUACUGAUUAUUGACUUUUAAUGGAACGGCGAAGGAAGGUAGCGGUACUGGGAUAUGCGAACGACAACGCUAAGCAAUAUAAUAUGCUCUUUUCAAAAGAAUACAGACUCGGACAAGAAAAGGUUAAUUCCAUCUGUCAAUGGUUACAUUGGAUUAGCAU
This is a messenger RNA of Seminavis robusta, 3432 nucleotides long. The record is from the annotation of a GenBank genome assembly. Lineage: Eukaryota; Bacillariophyta; Bacillariophyceae; Naviculales; Naviculaceae.